GCUUCAUGGAAUCAGCUGAUUUUACUCCUUGCGCUGUAAUUUCGAUUAACCAAAACAAUAGUUUUCAAAUUCAAAGUGUUGCUCCAGACUUAAUGACGAAAAUCAAAUGCAACAUUUAAAUGUAGCAAACAUGAGGAACGUUGCUGUUCUCUAGAGGGCCUGUCAUCACCGUUGCCAUGGAUAAGAUCCUGGAAGCACUAGUAACCUCCUCACACCCCCUGCCAGUGAAGAGGGCCAUAGUGCACAAGGUGGUGGAAGCAGCCGAGAAGGAGGUGACCGAGGAGCAGUGUCAAGCCCUGUAUGCUCUCACCACACGCCUCAUCCUGCUGGGCAAAGAUGCCUUUGAAAGACAAACUGGACAGCAGGUGCAGGAAUCGUAUGCGCGGUACCAUCGCGACGAAUUUGCCCGGUUCGUCAGCAAGGAUUUUGUACUAGGCCUCCUCCAACAGGGCUAUGGCUCCGUGGACCGCCGCAGCCCGGCGCUCAUUGACUUCCUGCACAGCUGCUUGCGUCUCCUCAUGAGCUGCCCCGCCAUGCUCGAGGUCGCCGCCGCCCUGCAGAACGAAGUCCUGCGAAUGGUCUGCGAGCGCCCCGCGCCUGCGCUCUGUGCUCGCCUAGCGGUUCUGCUGACUGACUUCCCCCAGUGUGUGCCUCGUGACAAGGGACACGGGCUCCUCUUCUGUCAGCAGCUGGUGCGGACCAUGGGCUACUUCCAGUGCACGGCCAGCAAAGAGAGUGAACUGAGGGAGUAUGUGACGCAGGUGAACCGCGUCAGUGCCCUCCUUCAGGGCAUCUGGAAGGCCGAGCCUGCUGCCCUCUUGCCCUCCCUGCAGGAGGUUUUUGCCAUCAUCUCGUCCACAGAUCCAGCAUUUGAGCCAUCCAUUUCGCUGGCCAGCCUGGUGCAGCACAUCCCCCUUCAGAUGAUCACCGUGCUCAUCAAGAGCCUCACCACUGACCCAAAUGUCAAGGACGCUAGCAUGACCAAGGCCCUCGGCAGGAUGAUUGACUGGUUGUCCUGGCCUCUUGCCAACCAUGUGGACACCUGGGUUAUCGCUCUGUUAAAGGGACUGGCCGCAGUGCAGAAGUUCACCAUCCUCAUUGAUGUGACUUUGCUCAAAAUUGAACUGGUCUUCAGUCGUCUGUGGUAUCCAAUCGUGCGCCAAGGAGCAUUAGUGGUGUUGUCACACAUGUUGUUGAGUUUCCAGCACUCCCCAGAGGCCUUCCACCAUGUGGUCCCUCAUGCUGUGCAGUUGGUUAAGAGUGUGCGAAGUGAUGGCCUACCGACUAGCAACGCCUUCCUCUUGCAGUUCACAGAGCUCAUCCAUUGCAUGAUGUAUCAGUAUUCUGGCUUUCCAGACCUCUACGAUAGCAUCCUGGAGGCCAUCAAUGACCUGCCUAUGCCUAGUGAGGAGAAAAUUAAGCUCAUCCUAAACCAAAGUGCCUGGACAUCGCAGUCCAACCUGUUUGCCCCUGGCCUGAUGCAUCUGCCUGGGAAAUCGGAGACGGGCAAAACUGGUCUGGUGAAUUUGGGCAACACCUGCUACAUGAACAGUGUCAUUCAGACCCUGUUCAUGGCCACAGAUUUCAGACGGCAUGUGUUAUCUCUGCCACUGAACGGCAGCAAUACUCUGAUGAAGAAACUGCAGCUCCUUUUUGCCUUUCUGGCCCACACACAGAGAGCAGCUUACGCACCCAGGAAUUUCUUUGAGGCCUCGCGGCCUCCUUGGUUCACAGUUGGCUCUCAGCAGGAUUGCUCUGAGUACCUGCGCUUCCUGUUAGACCGGUUGCACGAGGAGGAGAAGGCGUUGAGAGCCCUGACGGAGGCCAAACCGAGCCCCAGUGAGUUCAGUACGUCGUCUGAUGAAUCCGCAUGCUCCAGGCAAGCCCCAGCUGCUGCUGACCACGCCGGCCCUGCCAGCGCUUCGUCUGGUGGGGAGGAGCAACAACAGACCCUGGUGGAGCGCAUGUUUGGCGGCAGGCUGUCGGCAGGCAUUCGCUGCUUGCGAUGCCACAGCCUGUCGGAGAAGGAGGAGCCCUUCACCGAUCUCUCCUUGGCCUUCUGCCCCCCUCAGGUACAGCAGCACGGCCCGCUUCUGCAGGGUGCUGCCUUCAACGGUGGCAGCGAGAGUCCGGUUGUAGAAAACGGUCGUGUCACACGAGGCGUCGGGCCUGACGCGGAAUCGGGGCAAAGCGCCUCACCAGCGGCGCCCCCCUCAGCGCAGGUGGACAGUAGUAACAGGCCGCCGGUCACGCUGCCGGAGCUGGUGGAUUACCUGCUGGCCCCGGAGAUCCUGGAGGAGGACAACUGCUACUUUUGCGAGCGCUGCGGCUCGCUGCAGCCUGCCGAGCGAGUGGUGCGCGUCGUGGCGGCGCCCGAGUACCUCAUUGUCACGUUGCUGCGCUUCUCCUACGACGCGGCGCGACAGCUGCGCCGCAAGAUCCUGGACGACGUGCGGAUCCCCCUGCACAUGUCUCUGCCCGUACACCACCGGACACUGAAGCCUGAACCUCCAUCCUCCCACCAGCAGGAGGCAGCAGCAACAACAGCAGCAGCAGCAGCAGCAGCAGCAGCAGCAGCAGCAGGCUCCUUUGUGCCACCCAGCAGCACACACUUGCCGGACAUUGGAGAGAACCAGGCUAAGAAACUCAAACAGUGCCAGGUGGGAGAGGACGGUGACGAGGCAGGGGAUGGCAGCAGCGGGGCGGGGAAUGGGAAUGGGAAUGGGAGUGUGAAUGGUGAUGGACCAGUAAUGGACAGUCCAGGAGGUGAGGUUGAAAAUGGGACCGAGCAGCAGCAGCAGCAGCAGACUGUUUCAUAUGUGCUAACCUCAGUCGUGAUGCAUUCUGGGAUGUCGUCCGAGAGUGGCCACUACUAUACUUAUGGGAGGAAUAUGAGCGCCGUUGAUUAUGAGGAUGGCUCUACUACUACUACUACUACUACUACUACUCCUCCUCCAGCAGUGUUACCCAGCUCCACCACACCAUCCAAUGGGGAACGGGAAGGCGUAGGUACCGUGAGCCAAUCGGUGAAGGCCUCAGGAGGCACCGCUGAGGUGGAAGCGUCGUCACACGACCCGUCUUCCAGGGACUGGUUUCUGUUCAAUGAUAGCAGAGUGACGUUCACGACCUUUCAUUCGGUGCAGAAUGUAACCACCCGUUUCUCAAAGGACACGGCCUACGUGCUUAUCUACCGCAGACAGGGAUCUGGAGGAGUUUGCAAGGGUGAGACGAACGGCCUGAAACUUGGGGUGGAGCCCCCUCUCCAGAAAGAGCUCAUGGAUGCCAUCACCAAAGAUAACAAGCUAUUCCUGCAGGAACAGGAGCUGAACGCACGCGCCCGGGCCUUGCAGGCAGCCUCGGCCUCUUGCUCAUUUCGGCCCAACGGCUCCGAUGACAAUGACCCUCCUGGCAGCUGUGGCCCAUCUGGAGGGGGCGGGGGAGGAGGAGGAGGAGGAGGCGGCUUCAACACUGUCAGCAGACUGGUAUUCUGAGAGGCAAAAGUGGAUGUGCUCUCUCCGACCCAGUCGGCACCUCUGAGUCCACCCAUGAAACUGCUUGUUUUCCCCCACGUUUGCUCCACCUGCUGUAUGUAGUGGCUAAUUAAUAUGACUGGCAGUGAUUGGCACUGCACGAUCGGUGGGUGGAGCAUUUGGUGGGGAAAACGUGCAGUUCCAUGGGCGGGCCAGAGGUGCCGACUGGGUCUAUAGCUGGGAAACACUGGACUUGCUGGCAUACUUUCUUUUUCUGGUUGGACAGUUUGUUAAAUAACCCUUGACCUCAAAACUUCUGUGUCAUAUGAUGGAUUUUUCAUGAUGGACACCCUCACUCGCUCUCACCCCCUCUGGUUUGCAUGCCUACCCUCCGACUGUUUCAGGAAAAUUAUAGGUUUUAAGUUGGCAUCAAAGGGAUUGCCUUUUUACAAUGCAAUAAAUUAUUGUAUUGGGAUAAAAUGCGACUGAAUCUCCUCCAAAUCAUGAAAGGUUCUUCUAACACACACACACAAACACACACACACACACACACACACACACACACACACACACACACACACAAACACACACACACACACACACACACUUUUUCAUUUUAAAUGGUUUAAGUGCUUUUAUUACAUGUAGGCCACUGUGUGAAUGGAUGAGGUAUUAUGCUGUAGUAUUUUCAUUUUAUCAAUUAAGAUUUUUUUAAAACUUGGUUAACAAAGAAUUAUGAAUAUAGAUAAGGAUGGCCAAUUACCAUAUCACCACAUGCCCCUGAAUGGUGAUACCAAAAUGCUUGGAAUAUGUGAUUAGAUUAGGCUAGACUUUUCAGACUGUAAAACAAGGCUGAUUGUUUUCCCACCCUAAUUGUUUAACCCUAAAACAAACAAUUGCAUGCUAAAUGUUCACAUUUCUUUCUUUAUUUCUUUUAAACAAUUAAAUAUGUACAGUAGUGUACAAAAGUUGGGUACUCCUUUGGAAAUUGAUAACAGAUUUUAAAGCAGCAGCAACAACAUCUUGACAUUAUGUUGUACCGUUGGUAAAAGGACACAUUUGCGCCGUGGAACCAUUUUUAAAGGUGCACCAAACAUUAAUUAAAAAAAAAAAAGAUUUUGUCUUUUACAACUUUAUUUGACAGAACAGUGUAAGAGGUGGACAGGAAGCGAAUUGGGAGAGAGAUGGGGAGGGGUCUGCAAAGGACCCGGGCCAGGAAUUGAACCUGGGUCAGCCGCAUGGCAGGCGAGUGCCCUACCGGUUGGCCACCGCAGGGCCAUGCCAAACAAUUUGAUGUGCAUAUGAUAUCAUGUGUGGGUACUCCCUGUCCCCAAGGGCUUGCACUUCACUCUAUCCCAAAGCCUCAAGUAUGUUGUUUCUGUUCUUUGUGUAGACAACCUGCUUUAGAUCAAUUCCUACAUUUUUAAUUAUGGUAAAUUUUCAAAAUUGAGUUGACCAUGCCAUGACAUUGUAUUUGUUCCUUUGCACAAAUGGUGAACAGUGAAUUGAGAACAGCGCUUACUAUUAAGGUACUGUCCUGCUGGAAACCCCAACCUACUCAUAGCCUCAGCUGUGUGACUGAGUUUUGAGUAUUGAGGCCCUCUACUUCAAUAACCUUUAUGUAGCUAAGCUAGCUACUCAAACCUUCUGCCCAAAUUAAUGGUAAUCCAGUGUGGGUUGUUUUUUUUUGUUUGUUUUUUUUUGCACACCACCUAUUGUUCUGCUCAAAUAACGUCUUCAGUUCAGUCUGUAUAAUCUGAAAACAGCGUGAUUUCCCAAAAUGCGUCUCGAUGUGCUUUUUGCUAAGCUCAUACAAUUAUUUUGUGAUGAACACCCAGGAAGGCCUUUUUAUGCACCACCCUUUCAAUGACCGAAGUAUGCUGAAGAACAAUGUACAGCUGCAUCAGUAGAUGGAUGCUGUUGUAAUUCUAUUGAGAUGUUCUGUAGUUUGUUUUCACAAGCACACACUCCCUUUGUUUUCUGACUGUGGACAAACCAUGUCCAGACCGUCAAGUUAACAUUUUUGUACCGUUGUGCUGAUUCAUAAUAAUGGAUUCAAGUGGAGAGUUGUUCAGAGCCCCGAAUAUAGCUAGACUGGCUCUCACGCAGACCCUUCGUGCUUCGUGCAUAUUCAUUAAACUUUGUGAGCUCGAGGGCGGGGUAUAUACAACUCUGUGGUUGAAGUAGUAGAUUUUUUUAAAAAGCCACAUGAAUUCUCCUAUCAGGUUCGAGCUGUUUUGAACACACCCACGCCUUUCCAGAGCUAAGCGAUUGUCAAUGUUCCAGAUGGUUGGUAACAACCAUCGCGUGAGAACCAGCUUAGAAUAUUGCCACUUUGAAGACAAAACGAGAAGCACAGGCAGCCAUUACAGUACCCUAUGAUGAAUUAAGUUUUUCAUUCUUGUAUCUAUCAGUUUGAGAGGAUCUGAAGAUCUUACAGUGUGAUCAACACUGUAGCUAUAAAUCUAUACACAAUUUCGAAAAAUCAUAGUGUGCCCAAACUUUUCCACCUCCACUCUUUUUUUUUUAGAUUAUUCUUUUUUUUAAUUUUUUUUAUUGUAUUGUAAUAGAACUACACAAAAUCAACUUUAAGAAGUUUGGUCUGGAAUACACUCACAUAUCUACAUCUCUGUAGGAAAACUAAUUUGGUUACUGUGAGAUUUUCUUACGAAACUGAAGCAGUUUAUUAUGAUGAGAUCUCACAGGGAUGUGAAAACUUUUGCAUACUACUGUAUCUACUUAUUUACACAUUUCUUUCAGAGGAGUUUUUUGUAUGUUCUCUGGUUUUCUGUCUUUUUGCCCCAAAUCUAACAUGUACAUGUGUAAGGUGAUUUUAAAGAUUAAACAAGAUGGCUUAAAAGGAAAAAAAAAGUUUUUUUUGCUGUACAGCGUUCAUGUUGAUUAAAAAAAAAUAUAUGUAGAAAUAAAGGUUUGUGGCAGCACUA
This is a messenger RNA of Engraulis encrasicolus (European anchovy), 6415 nucleotides long. RefSeq names its product ubiquitin specific peptidase 38 (gene usp38). NCBI's taxonomy places the organism in Eukaryota, Metazoa, Chordata, Actinopteri, Clupeiformes, Engraulidae. The record is from RefSeq and is a predicted model, not a curated record. The transcript has 12 exons. Gene Ontology annotation, biological process: protein deubiquitination. The coding region runs from base 177 to 3491 and encodes 1104 amino acids. Gene Ontology annotation, molecular function: cysteine-type deubiquitinase activity. Gene Ontology annotation, cellular component: cytosol; nucleus.